Messenger RNA from Ascochyta rabiei, 1014 nucleotides. RefSeq lists its product as uncharacterized. The record is from RefSeq and is a predicted model, not a curated record. Lineage: Eukaryota; Fungi; Ascomycota; Dothideomycetes; Pleosporales; Didymellaceae. Bases 1 to 1014 code for a protein of 337 amino acids. The transcript has 2 exons.
AUGGUCACCCGAUCUGCUACUCUAUCAUCGCAGCUUACCUUGAUCUCGGCUUCUAUACCACCAGAGAUCAUCCUCAAGACCAUCCAGUAUCUUCCGUUCGAGAACGGGAAAGACAUCAUCAGGCUUCAACAUGUUCACCCGCGAUUACGAGACCUCCUGAGAAACUACGAGCGCUCGCUCACAAGAACAUUCAUGAAUCGAGAGCUGCCGCACGCUUCCACAGACUUCCCGUGCUGUGCCAAAUAUGGAUAUCGAUGUCUGGCAGACUGCGUAAAGAAAUACGACAUAGUAGACGACCUGAUGGACGCGCUGGUCUCGCGGCAGAAUUGCUACGCAGUGGAAGAGCACAACAUGGCUUUGUUGAAUGCCGGGCUACUGCUCAUAUAUCGUGUGGCAUUUAUGAAAGAUCACAGCGCCAAACUCGCAUUAAUCAACUCAAUCUCUCGAGAUCCUCUCACAGCGAUAUACCUUGCCCUACACAACUCUACCCUCACAGCGCGGUACCACGGCUCUGGCUGGAUCCACCAGCGUACAUACGGACGCUUUAUGGACGCCAAUCAGAUCUCCCUCCGCAACGAACUCGAGUUCUGCUUCGCCGAGGCCGCCCUCACAUUAGGGCCGGAGUUCAUCUCAGACCUGCUCCUGCGACCCACAAGAGCAGGUGCGGAGGCGACGUUUCUGAACUUCUACCAUGACUACGGGACGCAUGACUGGGAUUGGCCUGGCUGGGGCGAGGGAAAAGGCGAGUUCAACCCGCCUAGGACGCAGGGGCCGAAGAAGGAGCCUGGGAGUCGAGGGAGAAGUCUCUUCACUACUGUACUGGAGAGAUUGGCGGAGUGCGUGAAAUGCUCAUUGGAUGAAGUACGGGCGAAGAUGGAGGAGCAGACUAACGACCCAGAACACUCCUUGUCGUACUUGAACCUGUAUGGUAAGGCGCGGUUGUUGGAGGGGCGGAACUGGAACUGGGCAGAAGAAGAGCAGCACAAAGGGCGUCGAGACUCAGUACAUUCCUAG